Messenger RNA from Salmo salar (Atlantic salmon), 2371 nucleotides. The record is from RefSeq and is a predicted model, not a curated record. NCBI's taxonomy places the organism in Eukaryota, Metazoa, Chordata, Actinopteri, Salmoniformes, Salmonidae.
GUCCAUGUUUACGUCACUUGUCCUGAACGUAAACUAGGAGUCCUGCGUUAUUGUCGCUUUACCAAGUAUUGAAGAAAAAAAAGUCCGCUUGGAGAACAAUGAAGAAAGUAUGGAAUUCAGUGUUGGCUGAAUGCAAGCCUUUAAUGGUUUCACUUGGAAACAUAGAAGAGCAGUUGAGGGCGUUUCAAAAGAUCCAAAUCGCCAACACCUCUCUUCACACCUUUCCUGAUCUUGCACCAGCGUCUUCACUUCAAGCUCCUACAGGCAGUGGACAAAAUGGAAGAUACAUGGUAGCUCACUCCAUAAACUCAUGAGAGGCUUGAAAACAUUUUGUAACCACAGAUGACCCUCUUAUUUCUUACAGGUGUUAUCUCCAAUCUGUGCGAGAUGCUAUCAGUAAUCAGGUGUCCGGUGCGUCCCUGUUGUAUGAGCAGAAUAUAGACACCCUUGCUACUUGCACCCAGAGAUCUGCAGUCGCUCCAUCCAUCGCUGACAUGUUGGAGCGGCUUCAGGAUGCGGGGUGUUACUAUCGUCAACAGUAUCCUUUCUGUGUCAUUGUAUUACUGUACCAUUACUAAGGAUGCACAAUAAAUUGUCAUUGUGAGCAUGCCACUAGACUGCAUACUGCCGAGGAAGGCUUGAUGCUGAAACGCAUCAUUUCAGUUUGUGGCAUUAUAAAUCUUGAAAUCUACCAUUUGGUAAAGGUUGUCCUAUUGUUGAUUUGUGUGAGAAAGAUAGUUUUCAUCAUCUGCAUGCACAGGUUUCUGAGAAGAAAGAACGUGCUGCGGACACUGAGGGCUGAUGACCUCUGCCUUCGGGAAACUGCUCCCAAGAGGUCUGGGUCCCUGAAAACAAUGAGUGAAGAAGCGAGCAUAUCAGGUACACUGUUUUAAAGUGUCCUUUUUCAUUGAGUCCUAGUAAAACGAGAGCUACAAGAUGUUCGCAAGGGGACUACCCGGUGGAUGUGAUUCUCUACUUUUCAGAUGGUCUACAAUUGAACAAAAGACUCAGUAAUGGGUUGGAGGGUAAAGGAACAGACUGGGUUCGGGUUGACUUAGACUUUGUCUUUGGAUGUGUCUGAUAGGAGCAGAGCACCUGGAUGUGAACAAGGCAGAGGACCAUGAGGCAGGCAGAGCAUGUUAAGAAUUGUCACAGAGCUCUGCUACAACAACAAAGACCAGGGCCUUAUUCACAAAGCAUCUCAGACAAAGGUCCUAGGAAUCCUGAUAAAAAAAACUGUUUUUAAAACCCCCAAAAAUCUCCCAGCUCAGAGUAGAUUUUAAGAGGAUUUUAAGACUGCCCAGAGAAACUCUCAGCUGGUAAUCACGACAGUUUAAGGUACCGCAAAGGAAAGAUAGUGAUGACACUCAUUGACAUUGUUUUUCCCCCAUCAUUUGCAACAAUCGCAAUCAGGCAUCGCCAGCUGUGAACUCCAUAGCACGCUUCAGACAACCACGGUGAAUGUGACUGUACAUGUUAAUGUUGCAAUGGGAAAACGUUUGAUAUAAAUUCACGUGACACAAUCACUUCUCUUAUCGCCUAAUAUAUUGGUAUGCAUAACCUUUUUUUUAACCAAUUCUGAUGGUUGUUAAAAGCAUCAUUUUGACAAUAUUGCCGUUAUAUCAACACACUCGUCACUCCCGUUUAAAAGCUAAUUUGCUUUGGCACGUCGGCCUCAAGUCACUUGCCAAUAAUGUUGCAUACAACUCGUGAAAGGUCUAUCAUUUUUAUCGAACACAAAGUCAACAAUCCCUAGAUUCCUUCAAGUGCCCAAUUUAGGCAUCUUUUUUGUUAACGUGUUAUUGCACUCCAAAGGGAUAACGUGAAAUAACAAUGUAUGUAAUUCAAUAAUGGAAAUACAUUUAUUUAUUAACCUAUUUGUUAUAAGUAUUUAGGCAUAUCAUGUGAAAUCAUUGGUAAAGGCACAAGAGAUACUGUUGUACUGUAGAUCUAGAUCAUUUAUGGAUUGACGAUAUAGAAUUAUAAAAACAAGAACAACUCCAAAGCAAUUGCACGUGGCGCAGGAACCACUGACUCACUGCAUUUUUUGUUGUCGUUAUUGAUCAAGACACCUGCUGGUAACUUAACUGGUUAGGACAGCUCAUGAAGUGUCCUAAAUAUCUGUCCACUAGGUGGGACUUAUGACUAAAGAGGCUUCAUGCAUUGCUUUUAUUUUUUUACCCAUAAGAGAAUUAGUGAAAUGUCUCUGUUCUCAGCACUUAUGACCAAUUGUCUACUCUGAGAUGCUUUGUGGAUAUGGGCCCUGAGCUAGAAUAGUAGAACUUCUGACUAAGCAAAAAAUGUAUUCUGUGGAAAAACAAUUGAAAUGUCAUGGAGUAUAAUGACAUGAAAAAUAAAUAACAUUUUUACA